AGAAAUCGCUCGCGGGUCCGCUCUACGUUUUGUCAGGGAUAGUAACUACGUAAGUGCGCACUCUAAAGGGAAGCUGCAGUGUGCCAGCCCCCUCCUCACACUAAUGUUUAUGUGCUUUGUCAGCUGUGUCUCUUGUCUCUUGCACAAACUCUGGACUUCGAGCCCGAAUCCCUCAACCUUUUAUUUUCAACUAUCUCAAGCUUUCUUAUCACGCCGUAUCGCUCUUCUGGCCAACCCCUUUCGGACCUUGAGCAGACCCAACUCGGUCUAGACUAUUUUCCUUUUUUCCCUCCCCCUCUAACUGUGAAACAUGAUAUUAAAUUCCAAUAAAAACGAACCUGCUGUCAUUCUGGAGCGUGUCAACAGCGCGCGAACGGCUCUCUCCGAUCUCUAUCUGGAACAGCUGCUGCAGAAUAAACCCAAGUCAGACAAGACCGCCAUGCAAACAUACGACUGCAAAGGACAGGAAGUCUUCACCAACGGCAGCUCUGGCUAUAUGAACAGCAAAGAUGUGACCAGGAUGCGGGAAGUGGCCUUUGAGAAGAACUCCUCUGAGCCACUGGGUGUAACUCUUAAGCUGAAUGAAAGGCAGAGGUGUACAGUGGCGAGAAUAUUGCAUGGAGGGAUGAUACACAGACAAGGUUCUUUACACGAAGGUGAUGAAAUCGCAGAGAUCAAUGGGAAAAGUGUUGCUAAUCAAAGUGUAGACCAACUACAGAAGAUUCUGAAAGACACAAACGGUGUUGUCACAUUGAAAAUCAUCCCCAAUCAGCAAAGUCGCCCCGUGGCAUGCGAGAUGUAUAUGAGAGCACAAUUCGACUAUGACCCAGCCAAAGACGACCUCAUCCCGUGCAAAGAAGCCGGCCUGAAAUUCCAAACAGGUGCCAUCAUUCAAAUUAUCAAUAAGAAGGAUCCAAACUGGUGGCAAGGAAAGGUGGACAACUCCUCCACAGACUUCGCAGGACUCAUCCCUUCUCCAGAACUUCAGGAAUGGCGGGUAGCAAGCAAAAGCAAAGCAACACAGGAAGCCAGUCAGUCCUGCAGUCCUUUUGGCAAGAAGAAGAAAUGCAAAGACAAAUACCUUGCCAAACACAGCUCAAUCUUUGACCAGCUUGAUGUAAUAUCCUAUGAGGAAGUAGUGAGACUGCCCGCAUUCAACAGAAAAACUCUUGUACUCAUUGGUGCACCUGGAGUUGGAAGGAGCCAUAUCAAAAAUUCACUGCUGAGCAAGUAUCCUGAGAAGUUUGCUUACCCAGCACCACGUAUGUACUGUCCAGCUGCAUGCCUUCUCUUUUUAAUUUCUUAACAUUGAACUCUUCCACCUGUUUUUGAGAGUGUGAAUUUUUAAACAGAGCCAAACGGAAUUAUAUACAGUCUUAAAUCCAUGUAUAGUUUACCUAAAUUGUAUACAGUCUUAGGGUGUAUUCACACCUGCCUUGUUUGGUUCGAUU
Sinocyclocheilus rhinocerous is the source of this 1451-nucleotide messenger RNA. Its product is annotated as 55 kDa erythrocyte membrane protein-like. Lineage: Eukaryota; Metazoa; Chordata; Actinopteri; Cypriniformes; Cyprinidae. The transcript has 9 exons. The coding region runs from base 311 to 1306 and encodes 331 amino acids. The record is from RefSeq and is a predicted model, not a curated record. Gene Ontology annotation, molecular function: protein binding.